Molecule: messenger RNA, 3284 nt
Organism: Megalobrama amblycephala (Wuchang bream)
Lineage: Eukaryota; Metazoa; Chordata; Actinopteri; Cypriniformes; Xenocyprididae
Gene: wdr31
Product: WD repeat domain 31
Exons: 12
Coding region: 562-1677 (371 amino acids)
Molecular function (GO): protein binding
Source: RefSeq, a predicted model, not a curated record
CCUGUGCGCUCACGUGAUCUCCGUGCGCCUGGUAACAGCGAAAGCGUCGCUCACGCUAUGGAGAUUGACAAGCUGUGCUCGAGGAGCCGCGGAAGAUUCAGAGCCGAAAGGGAUCACGAUGCGCGAUAAAUCCUUCGUUCACGUACUUUCAAACAGCUCCGACAUCACACACACAUGCGAGCCGUUCACAAUAACACCGGCACACUGAUUGGGAUACCCGAAUAAGCGUCUUAAGGCUUGGGACAGUUUAUUGCAGAAGAUGUCCACUGGAGAUAUUGGUUUGGGCAAAUAUUGCCAUAUUGCAUCUUUCUUGUUACCUAAUGCGAUGAGGAACUAAUGCACUUAAUAGGAUUCAGGUCGCCCUCCCUGUCUUCCUGUAGCUCUCAGAAGCAAGCUGUGCCCAUACAUAACUGAGCCCAAUACAUAACUGAUUACCAGCUUAUGCUAGAGACAACAUCAGCAUCUGUUCUUGGCAGAUCCCCAAAGAGUCUGUAGAUGGCUUGCGACUUGGGGAGAUGAGAAAGGCUUCCUGAUAUCGGGUGAUUGGAUGCCCAUACAAACAUGGGGAAACUACAGAGCAAGUUCCGGCGACGCUCAGACCUUUACAAGGUCAAAGAGGGGGCGGAUACUGCACUUGUGCCCCAGGUAGUGCAGUAUGAACCCGCUCACACGGAUGCCAUCAACUGUGUCGUCAGCCUGACCUCUGACCUGUGCGUGUCAGGGGGCCAUGACCAGCUCUGUGGAAUACGUGAUUCUGAUUGGUCAAAAGCAGCAUGGUCAAAGGCAGCAAGCAUGGCUGUUGUUGUCUAUGACUGGAGAGCUGGAAAACUGUGUAAAUCAUUCCAGGGCCACAGCAGAGAGAUUACAAAGUUGUGUUGUCUUAAAGGACGUUCCUUAAUCUUCAGUGCGUCCCGGGAUAAGACGGUGCUGAUGUGGGAUUUGGGUCGAGAUACAGAACCCGUCCAGGAGUUUUGUGGCCAUGAACUCGUAGUUAAUGGGGUAGCGGUCAGCCCAGAUGGCACAAAGCUGUGCACGGGCUCUCGUGAUAACUCCAUGGCCCUUUGGGACAUUGAGUCAGGAGAAUGUCUGCAGAGAAACACCAUCUCACGUAACCUGGUGACCCAUGUGUGCUGGGUACCAGGAAGCACGUCUAUUGUCCAAACCUCAGAAGACAAAACUAUCAGUGUGUUGAUGUGUACUGUCUGUCUCAGGGUGUGGGAUAGUCGUACCUGGCAGGUGACUAACACGUUUCCUGCAAAGCAGUACAUUCAGACACACUGUGACAUCAGCUCCAACUGUUACCACCUGCUGUCGUCCAGCAACGGUUUCGGUGGGCAGGGUUGUGAGGCCACGCUGUGGGACCUCAGACAGCCCGGCUGUAAGGUGGCCGAAUACAGAGGACACCUGCAGACCACAGCAUGCUGCGUGUUUGUGCCUCCCCGUCCCGGGUGUCCUGCCCUCGUGGCGUCUUCAUCGUAUGACAGCUCAGUAAAAAUAUGGGAUCAGAACACUGCAGCAUGUUUGUACACAUUAACACUGGAUGGUUCAGGGCCUUUGGUGUCUCUGGCUCCGUGUGACUCCAGCAGUCUCCUGUGUGCCAGUUUUAACACAGGACUGCACCAGCUUCAUCUGGAUCAGGGAGCAGUGCCCAGCCUCGCUGAAGUGGCUCGCUUCUGACUUCCAUCUGGACCACCUGCAAAAUCAAACGGACGAGUUAAAACGAACAACUUUAAUAACUGGAACUCCUGGAAAUGAAAAUGUACACUACGUUGACAAAAAGUAUGUGUACGCCCUAUUCUAAACAGCUUGGACAUUUUAGUUUCACCCAUUACUAACAGAAGCAUAAAAUCAAGCGUGAAUCCAUGCAAUCUGUUCACAUCCAUGUUCCCACAUUGUUUUUGGCCAUGUAGCAUCACCUGACCACGUGUAAAAACUUAAUUAACUUUCCUAAAGGAAAGAGACUAGGUGGCUGUAAAACUCCCUACCCGCAGGCAUGAUUACUGUAUGGGAAUUUUUCUCUAUUUCCAAAUACAACCAGGAGAUAAGAUAGGUGCUGUUGUUUGUUUGUUUGUUUGUGUGUGUGUGUGUGUGUGUGUGUGUGUGUGUGUGUGUGUGUGUGUGUGUGUGUGUGUGUGUGUGUGUGUGUGUGUGUGUGGCUGCUGAAUAUGCUUGAAUAUGUUAAUUGAGGCCAGGGGUGUAAAGUACAGGAGUAAUUGUACUUCAUUAAAUGCUAAAUUAUUAUUUUAGGAAAUGUAUAUGUGACUACUGUUGAAAAAAAAUACUACAUACUUCCUAGAAUUUAAUUUAGAGCUUCAAAAUACAAACAUAUUUUGCAUUAUCAUGGUUUAAAAUCAUUCCAUUCUUCUUCUUUCUUUUUUUUGCUUACUGAGCUACCACAUUUUCCUUAACUUUUAUUUAAAAAAAAAAAGUCCAAAUCCAUUCCAUUGUGAAAUGUUGGCCACAACAACAUUUAACAUUGCCCAGAAUUCUGAUUAAUCCAUUUGGAUUAUAACCACCAUUUAUAGGCAGGAUUAACUGAGAUGAGAACUCGACUUGAGAUGGGUUUCAGAAUAUAAAUUUUGCUUUAACUAAAUACUGUGUGGACUCAGCCUUUGUCUUUAGUAAUUAAAUUAGAAAAAAAUAUGAUUAAGCUAAAAUGUUUACUUUUAGUUUUUCUAAUGCAUAACUACAACAAAGCUUUGUUUUAUGCGUCCCCACGUAAAUAUUAUGGCUGGAUACUUUGACCUGUAAUUGAGUCAAAUUUAGAAGGACAAAAGGAAUAUGUUUACUCUGCCUUGAGUAUAAUUUCUCUGCACUUUUACACCCCUGUUGAAAACCUUUUAUUUGCACUAGGUAACGGCUAAUGGUUCACUGCCAAAGUCAUGCAGAAAGUAGCAUAGAAAGAAAAGAAAUCUCAGGCUCUCUCUCCCUCUCUUUUUCUCUCAGUUACACAUACACAGACUCAGGUUUUGGCAUGAGGCAGAAACUGAAUCAUUUUUCACAGAGAAGCUUCUAGAGUUUACACGCACACACAUUUAAACAUUUAUGUAAAGAGUCUUCUCUUGUAUUUCAUGAGGCCGGUUAUGAGUUGAUGUGACCAUUUAGAGAAUUAAAUACAAAAAGAGCAGAUCUCAAUAUUCUUCCAGAGACAAGUGGCCAGACAACGCAGAAUGUAAAGUAAAUGAAAAUCAGUGAUGCAAUGUGUUUUCUUGUUGUUGUUUUUAUUAUUUUUUUUCUUUAACAUUAGUACUAUAGUUUUAGAAUAAAAAGAAUAUUGCAGCUUU